Molecule: messenger RNA, 1682 nt
Organism: Ectocarpus sp. CCAP 1310/34
Lineage: Eukaryota; Phaeophyceae; Ectocarpales; Ectocarpaceae
Source: the annotation of a GenBank genome assembly
AUGUGCGUCGCAGCGGCAGGAGGCUACCGGAUCGAGACCAUCCGCUGCGACAAGGGAGGCGAGAACACCGGAUCCGAAUUUCGGGACUACUGCAAGAAUUCAGCUAUCAAGCUCGAAUACGCCGCCACCAACACCCCUCAACAAAUUGGUGUAUCGGAACGGGACGGACAAACCCUGGCCGGAGUCACCCGGUGUCUUCUGAAGGAUGGAGAUUUUCCGCCGUCCAUGUGGGGGGAGUUAAUGCUGACUGCAGCAUACCUGUUGAACAGGUCCCCACACUCAGCACUGGGAGGAGCUACGCCAUACUCGAAGUUGCACAAUAAGUCACCUGAUCUCUCGGGACUUCGGGUCAUUGGAGCGCGCGCCUUCGUACACCACGAGAGAUACCGAAAGAAGCUGGACGACAGAGCUUUCGAAGGCAAGCUAUGUGGUUUCGGCCUCGACAGCCAGACCUACCGGGUAUUGAAUCCAUCCAACGGGGCCGUGGUCGAGAGCCGGAAUGUGACUUUCAUCGAAUCUCCACCCCGCUCAGUGCCCUUCCAGUAUUCCACUGAAGCAAACGGGUACGAGAGCGACGUGCUGAGCUUCACCUCCCUGCUGGACAGCCCCCACUCGACGAGCGCCCUGGACUUCACGGCGCAGGACGAACUUCUUCGGCAAGAAGUCCGGAAGAUGCAGCAAGACAAUCUCGCUCGGGAGGAGCUUCGCCUAGAACUGGACGGGCACGAGGACGAACAUGGACACGGGCAAAAUCUCGGCGACGGGGAAGCUCCAUCACCACAUCUCCCAUCGACGCCAGAUGGAUCGUCAUCCGAGGCCCACGCAUCUAGCCCCAGUCCAUCAUCGUCGAACCCGACUGAACCGGACACUUCUGCAUCAACUGGAUCCUCCGGCAUGCGGCGCCUGCAAGUCACCAGAGCCAGCACGCGCGGGAAGCCCACCAGCGACGAUCAUAUCGACGUCAACUUGGUUCCAGCCAAUCUGGAAGUCACCAUGAACGACCGCGGUCGAGCCCAUGCUACAACGGGCCGCGUAGAGCCAUCCGGUCUUUCCUUCACUCAGCUGGCUGAGAUAGCCGAUCAAGCCCAGCUCCCAUGCCCUGGCGAUACUGAGGAUUUCGCCCACGUUGCGGAAGACCCCUUCACGGUGCCGCGUGCUCACGCCUACGUCACGACCACUCACGAACACCACGGGAUCUUGGAGGAGACGAACCAAGCGAUCAAAAUUCCCAACACCUACGACGAAGCCAUGAGCUCUCCCCAGCGCGAAGAAUGGAAAGGAGCGUGCAGCAAGGAAAUGGACAAGCUGCGGGAACACAACGUCUACAAUUUGGUGCCCCUCAGCCGCGUUCCCAAGGAAGAGAAGAUCCUCGGAACGAAAUUCGUCUUCAAGAAACAGCUGGACGGACGCUUCAAAGCUCGCCUGGUAGUCGGAGGACAUCGUCAAGAGCCAGGACAGGACUACGGACGCAGCUACGCAGCAGUAUGCCGUAUCGGGAGCAUUCGCAUGACGUGCGCCAUUGGCUGCCGCAACAACUGGCCCAUCUAACAACUGGACGUUGUCGGCGCCUUCCUGAACGCCCUCUGCGACAGAGAUGUGUACGUCAGACCCGCCCCCGGUAUAUCCGCCAAGAACUCCGCGACGGGAGAACCCAUGGUGUACAAACUAGAACGGAGCCUCUG